AUGUGUGUGUGUAUAUCUAAGCUAUAUGUAUAUUUACAAAAGUAUACAUGCAUAUACAUAAGUUAGAUACAUAUGUUAUACCAUUUGUUGGCUAUUUGGGUAAACAAUUUUAGCAACCUUAAUAUUAUGGUUGAUUAAUCGAUUGAUUAAUUUAAUUAUUUUCAGUCACUGCAGUCACCAUGAUGCUGGGUAUACCAAGGCAGAAAAAACGAAAAAGACCUCAACAGGAUGCUGAGCAUCACAUUACUUGCAAAACAGACAAGCCUGAGCUUUAUGAGCAAGUUAUCAGCAAAUAUAAAGGACGUGGAGUUUUCACCACUGAAGCAUUUUUUAGAGGUGAUUUUGUCCUUGAAUACAGAGGUGAACUUCUGACUUCAGAGGAGAGCCUUGAUCGAUCUAAACUCUACAAUGACGUUGAGAACACAUUCUUGUUUGAUUUUCAGUGGCAUGGCAAAAAUUGGUGCAUGGAUGCAUCCAAGGAAGAUGGGUCCUUGGGAAGACUUGUAAAUGAUGAGCACAGAAAUCCUACAUGCAAAAUAAGAACUGUUGAAGUGAACAAAAAACCUCAUCUGUGUCUUUUUGCUGUACGAGAUAUUCAACCAGGAGAAGAAAUCACUUACAGUUAUGGAGAUUCAGAUUGGCCUUGGCGAGCUAAGGUAUCAUCAACAGAAUCCAGUGAUAAAAGCCCAGUCAGCAGUUUGGAUUUGCAGAAAUUGUUCCAUCAGGCUCCUCCUGUUUCCUCAUCUGCCUUGUAUAAGGUGUACAUCAAUGAACCACAUAAGCAAGUUGAGCCACAACAGUCAGGCAAAGCAAGUACAUCAGAGAAUAAAAUGAAACUCAAAGAUUGCCAUGAGCGCUUUAACAGAGCACAAAUUAAAACGAAAAAGACUGCCAUAGAGCAAUCACAAGAAUAUUUCAUGCCCUCAUCACCUGUGAAGACCACAUCAUGGUCCUCUUCUAAUGUGCAGCCUUCAUCACCUGUGAUGACCACAUCAUCUUCCUCUGCCCUUGUGCAGCCCUCAUCACCUGUGAUGACCACAUCAUGGUCCUCUUCUAAUGUGCAGCCUUCAUCACCUGUGAUGACCACAUCAUCUUCCUCUGUCCUUGUGCAGCCCUCAUCACCUGUGAUGACCACAUCAUGGUCCUCUUCUAAUGUGCAGCCUUCAUCACCUGUGAUGACCACAUCAUCUUCCUCUGCACUUGUGCAGCCCUCAUCACCUGUGAAGACCACAUCAUGGUCCUCUUCUCAUGUGCAGCCCUCAUCACCUGUGAAGACCACAUCAUCUUCCUCUGCACUUGUGCAGCCCUCAUCAUCUGUGAUGACCACAUCAUCGUCUUCUUCUCCUGUGCAGCCCUCAUCACCUGUGAAGACCACAUCAUCGUCCUCUUCUCCUGUGCAGCCCUCAUCACCUGUGAAGACCACAUCAUCGUCCUCUUCUCCUGUGCAUCCCUCUACACCCUUGCCCUGUGCUGCUUCCACCCCUGUGAUUUCCUCAUCACAGGUGUCUGAGACACUAUCUUUAAUGGAGUAUUCUGGGAGUGCCUACAGUGAUUCAGAUGUUACGGACUACAGUGAUGUUGACUACAUACCCCAGAUCAGCUCAGAUGAAUCAGAUGGAAGUGCUUCUGGACAAAGCAAGGCUGAAAGAAGUUCAGAUGGAUCAAACAAUAAGUCUGAAUGUAGUGAUCCUAGACCCAACAAACGUUUAAGACAUACUAAAUCAACCCUUUCAAAAAGGAAAGCUGAAGAGGCAGGUAGUUCAUCUGCCAAAUGUAUGACAGCAGUGUCAUCAAAAAGGAUGAAAUGCCAAACUGAAGAGACCAAAACCUCAUCUGACAAAAAGACUUUGGUUCAGUCAAUGCCAUCACCACAAAAAAAGAGCAGGUCAUAUAACAAAAAACAGUAUUGCCUUUAUUGCUCUAAGCCAUAUGCAAAAAUGGCAAGACACCUUGAGUUUGUACAUCGCAAUGAAGUAGAGGUUGCAAAGGCUGUAGCUUUCCCAAAACGUUCCAAAGAACGAAGAGUCCAGUUAAACCUUCUUAGAAAAAGGGGCAACUUUGCCCACAACACAGAUGUGGUGAGAAAAGGGGAAGGUGAGAUGAUUGCCUGCUACCGUCCAAAAAAGUGCAAAAACCCCAAAGAAUUUAUCCACUGUAUUCACUGUCAAGGCCUUUACAACAAGCUCAGCCUAUGGAAACACAUUAAAAACUGUCCACUUAAACCGAAGGAUGAUGAUGCUCAGGGCAGAAAAAGAGUAAGAUCUCUUUGUGCCCUAAAAACACCUGUUGGCUUAGAGGUGAGUAAAGGUUUCAAGAAAGUACUUUCCCUGAUGAACUAUGACGAAGUUUCAAGGGUGAUUCAUAGUGACAGAUGCAUCAUGCAACUGGGAGAGCACAUGUUUAACAGGAUGGGAUCUGAUGUGACCAAACAUGACUACAUCCGACAGAAAAUGAGAGAAGUUGGCAGACUUCUUCUUGAAGCAAGAAGGAUAACCCCACUGAAAACAAUGGAGGACUUCAUGAUACCAGCAAACUUCAAACAUGUCAUAUCAGCUGUGAAAGUUGUGUCUGGCUUUGACGAAGAGAAGAACUCUUACCGCAUUCCCUCUUUAGCCCUCAAACUUGGACAUUCUUUAAAAAAGAUCUGUAGCAUUGUUGAAAGUAAUGCGAUGAUGUAUGGAGACCAUGAGCGUGCUGAGUGUGCUCGAGACUUCAGAAAAGUACACCAAGCAAGGUGGAAUGAAUACAUUUCUGCUGGUGCUAUAACUACAUUGAAGGAAGCCAAGUGGAAUGCACCACAGAUCAUUCCUUUCACUCAGGAUGUCAAAGUCCUGCACGCACAUCUAGAAAAGAAACGGGAUAAAUUCCUUAAUAAACUUAAAAACUGCCCGUCUGCAGACAGCUAUGCUGCUUUGGCCAAAGUCACACUCUCCCAAGUUAUCCUGUUCAAUAGACGAAGAGAAGGUGAGGUGUCACGGAUGCUUUUGUCAGCUUUUCAAAGCCGGGAUUCUUCUGAGCUGCAUGAAGACAUAGCCAUCUGUCUUUCUGAGUUCGAGAGGAAGCUGUGUAAACACUUUACCAGAGUAGAGAUCCGUGGUAAGCGAGGGAGAAAGGUCCCUGUCCUCCUCAAACCUUCAUUGGUUUCUGCCAUGGAGCUGCUUGUUGAAACACGUGAGGUUUGUGGUGUCCCAAAUGAGAAUCCUUUUAUGUUUGCCAGAUCUGGUGCAAUGUCUGCCUACAGAGGAGGAGAGUGCAUAAGUAAAGCUGCUCGUGAAUGUGGCAUUAAGAAUCCUGAAGCUCUUUCCUCAACCAGGCUCAGGAAACACAUAGCUACCAUGUCAAAGAUUCUCAACCUUGAUGAAAAUGAAGCAGAUCAACUGGCUGAUUUUCUCGGUCACGAUAUAAGGAUCCACAGACAGUAUUACCGGUUACCAGAGGGGACAUUGCAGCUGGCAAAAAUGAGUAAGGUCUUAAUGGCAAUGGAGAAAGGAACGCUGUCCAGCUUUAAAGGAAAGAGACUUGAUGACAUUGAAAUCGACCCAAAUGAGCAACUUGAGGCCGAAGGUGAUACAAUGUCAAGUGAUGAAGAGGAUUGUAGUGACCUACCUCAGACAACAUCACCAGUACCAGCAGAGACUGAUCAACCAUCUGCUUCACAGAAAGAUCAAGGUAAAAAAAUCUUUAAACUACACAAACAGCAAGAAAUGGCAAACCCUGAAUUACUAAAUACAAUACCUAUAGGCAACAGUAGCAAGACAGGAGCUUUUCAAAAUUUGAGUUUGUUGUACAGUCAGUUUGAAGAAAUAGAUAAACAUAUAUUAUGUGAUUUUGUCAUUUGUUCACUAAUUCUGCCUACACUGUUAUGUGCAAAACCUGCAAUGAAAUUCACAUACACAGUAUGAUUUUUAUUUACAUUGUUAUAUUUUAAUGCAUCAAUGCAGAAUACUUAAUUAUAAAAAGGAUUUUACUAUACAGCUGUAAUAUGGUAAAUUGGGUAUAUACAAGUCUUAAAAACAGUAAUAUGUGCCCCGUCACGGAAACCAGUGACACAAGUCGGCAAAACAACUUUUGAGCUAAUGAUAGAAAAGCAUUUUUAUAUUUUUUGCAGAAUCUGUUGAGAUCACGAAGUAGCCUCUACAUGUUUGAGAUAGCAGUAUUUGUAUAUUUAAAAGGGUACAUUUUGAGGUUGAUAUCUGCUUUUUUUACGCAGUUUCUAGAAUGCAGUAGGUGGCGUCGUAGUCUGUGUGCAUUUACAUGCAGGAUAAGCCAGCUUUUGUUUCUUUUGUUAUUGCCCCGGCUCUCAGCGUGGCUACUUAACCUCUUGAAAAUGAGCCCCACUGUAGCCCAAACCAACCUACGUUCACUAAAAUGGUUGUUUUUACCAAAAAUACUCACAGUUAGGAGUCUUCUUCAUUUCAUAGCUAUUCGAGCUAUUCAAGAAAUCUUACGGAGUAGUCUAAUUUCGACUCGCUCUCGCAGUACUUUGACGUCAUCAGCCUGUCAGUUCUUGCAGCGCCACAUGAAGUCGAACACACAAAACGAAUUCAACGAUCUUUGUGUGACUUUUAUGUUAUUGGCUACGUAUUUUGUCUAUCAAUAUUUGCCAUGAAGUCAUUGGCUGAUGGAGGAACGAUCGAGCGAUACAGUGAUAUACAGUGUUACGACGUAAAUAGUCAUCAGAUUGUAUAUUUAUAAUCUAUUACCAGACUUUCAUUCGAAAUCUGAUGUAAACAAUAGACUAUAUAUUUCUAUAUUUCACGGCAUUUGUGGACAAAAAUGGUCAUUGGAUGAUUCACACGUCUGAAACAGACUGGAUUCGACUUGUGAUAAACACAAAAAAUCCUGUUUAUUUUUUGUCUGUUGUCAUCCAGACUUCUGUCACAAAAAACUACAUAUGAUGAUAGAGCAUCUGUAUCUCAAAACGGCUUUACAGGGUGUAUGGCUUAGCUUAAUGAGAUGUAAAUGAGCCCUAUUGUCACUCCCAGCAGAACAGAGGUGAAAAUGAUCCAAACUUUAAAAGGCUAUAUCUCUGCUUUGAGGUCUUUUGAGUUCCUACAUUCAAAUGGCCACAACUUCUCCAAAUAUUAUCUGAUUCCCAUGUGUUACACAUCGCUGGAAAGCUUAGAUACUACACAUUAAGAAUCUGCCCCAGACUUGUGUCCCUACUUUUCGUGUUCGGUCACAUAUCUAAAAAUUACAAUGUUGGUGUUUUGGUGUAAUAUCAAUUUCUUUUUAGUAGUGCUGCAGCGACGCGUCGACGUCAUCGAUUACGUCGACUACGAAAAUACGUCGACAUGCGUAAAAUGCAUCGACGCAUCACGCUGUUUACAUUCAUCUAUGGUAAAGGCUGCUUCUGCUCCUGGAAGUGUUUUCCAUACAUUUAUUUGUUUGUGUGCGCCACAAAAUCAACAAUGGUUGCAACAUUUACAUUUUUAUUUUCAUUUAAAACGGCUUAAUUUAUUGUUGUGAGCGCUCAGUGGUGCCUCUCUUGUGCACGUGCGCUCUCUCUCUUUCUCUGCGUGAAGCCCCUAGACAGCGCCUCUCAUACAUGACACUGAGUGAAAGAAUUAAAAGUUGGCUGUGUUUUCCGUGCGGAUUCUUCUGUGUACUUGCAUUUUCACGUAAACGUCAGAUGUUACUGACAGAGAAGACGACUGAUUCGAGUUUAUCAUGAAAGGUUAGCAGUGUUUUCCCACACACACUGGUUCUCUAUGUGCUUGUGCGCGAGCUCUCUCUCUCCUAUGCCUGCGCAUGUCUUCUGUAGUAACUCUGUGUAAUGGCAAUUUUUUUAAUUUGCGCCGAAUUGUCUGCGAUGUCGCGUUUAUAAAUCAAGAUUUUAGUAACUUAGUAGGAUUAAACACAAGGUUAUUGGGUCAUGUUUUGUCACUAUUUUAAUAGUCUUUGGGGUGGUUUCCUGGACAGAGAUUAGUUUAAGCCAGGACUAGACCUUCGUUUAAUUAGGAAAUAUAAUUAGUUUAAACAAACAUGCCUUACUAAAAACAUUACUUGUGUGCAUUUUGAGGCCAAACUAAGGGCACUGAUGUAUUUAAAGAUAUGUCAGUGGAAGAUGUUUUCAGUUUGGACAGCUCUUAUAUUUAUUUUAGUCUAGGACUAGUCUAAUCCCUGUCUGGGAAAACGCCUCUAUAUGUCUGACAACAGAACAGAUAAUAUGUGAAAAUAGCAUUCAGUUGUGAAAAUACAAUAAAACAAACAAUGACUGUCAGAUCAGACAGAGAGUAGAAAACAGAUUAUCCAACAGAUUAAAUAGCUAAUCAAAAAAAGAACACUGUAUUAAUAAAAAAAAUAAUCGUUAGAGUAGUCGACUAAUCGGAAAAAUAAUCGCUAGAUUAGUCGACAGAAGAAAUAGUAGUUAGUUGCAGCUCUACUUUUUAGUGAUCUGGCUCCCAACUGCAUGAAUAUUGCUUUUCAAGGUACUUUGUUUGAACUUGAAAUGUCAAAGUUCAAUAUCCUAUGUAGAUGUUCCUCUGUGUGGCCAGGUUAUGUUUCCUCAUGUCAUAUUCUCUAGGGGCUAGGCUUC
Misgurnus anguillicaudatus (oriental weatherfish) is the source of this 6538-nucleotide messenger RNA. Lineage: Eukaryota; Metazoa; Chordata; Actinopteri; Cypriniformes; Cobitidae. The record is from RefSeq and is a predicted model, not a curated record.